This is a messenger RNA of Volvox carteri f. nagariensis, 192 nucleotides long. RefSeq lists its product as uncharacterized. Gene Ontology annotation, molecular function: protein kinase activity; ATP binding. NCBI's taxonomy places the organism in Eukaryota, Viridiplantae, Chlorophyta, Chlorophyceae, Chlamydomonadales, Volvocaceae. Gene Ontology annotation, biological process: protein phosphorylation. The record is from RefSeq and is a predicted model, not a curated record. The transcript has a single exon. The annotation marks the transcript as partial.
GACGUAUACUCGUUCGGGGUGCUCUUAUGGCAGAUGUGCACCGGAGAGCGGCCCUACGCCGGUCUGCAGGCGGGGCAGGUGCUUCUGGGCGUCAAGACGGGCAACCUUAAGUUGGAGUGGCCGGCGUGGGUGAGCAAGAGCCUGGUCAAGGUGGGGCAGGCAUGCCUACGCUUCGAGCCCAAGGCGCGUCCC